Messenger RNA from Calypte anna (Anna's hummingbird), 3459 nucleotides. It is a transcript of the gene SARDH, whose product is annotated as sarcosine dehydrogenase. Lineage: Eukaryota; Metazoa; Chordata; Aves; Apodiformes; Trochilidae. The coding region runs from base 345 to 3086 and encodes 913 amino acids. The record is from RefSeq and is a predicted model, not a curated record. Gene Ontology annotation, molecular function: sarcosine dehydrogenase activity; protein binding. Gene Ontology annotation, cellular component: mitochondrial matrix; mitochondrion; cytoplasm. The transcript has 22 exons.
UGUUUGCUCUCUGGCAUCCAGCUGAGAGCUCCAGCCAGCCCCGAGCCAGCCGGGUGACUGCGAGUCCCCUCUGGGCUGUUUGUUCGCUGCUUGGCACUGAGCCGGGGGAAAAAAAAAAAAAAAAAAAAAAAAAAGCAGCAUUUUCCUCCCUCUUUUGAAUUUCUCCAUUCUGCUUGACUUUAAUCCCUUGUGGAGAGCCAGAAGAAAGGGUAAGAAAGAGCAGGGGCCGAAGGGACGACGGAAGAGGAGGAGGAGGAGGAGGAGAAGAGCAUCGGAGGAAGGCAGGGGCCCCACAGCCAUCGUGGGUGGAGGAAAGCAGCCCGGAGAGAGCCUGCCCGGUGGAGAUGUCCUACUUGAGCUGUGUCCUGCGGGCAGUCACCCCCCCACACCUCCUGCCACUCUGGAGAAGCCCCCGGCCCUUCAGCAGUGCCGUGGGCCCCACCACCAAGAAAAGUGUCCCCUACCAGAAGACACUGAAGGAGGAAGGGUCUGGGAGCAGGGAGCCCUGCCAGCCCCCCCCAGCCUCAGCCGAGGUGGUGGUGAUUGGGGGGGGCAGCCUGGGCUGCCAGACCACCUACCACCUGGCCAAGCUGGGGGUCACCAACGUCGUGCUGCUGGAGAGGGACCGCCUGACCUCGGGCACCACUUGGCAUACAGCUGGUCUGCUGUGGCAGCUGCGUCCCAGCGAUGUGGAAGUGGAGCUGCUGGCCCACACACGGGAUGUGGUCAGCCGGGAGCUGCCGGCAGAGACGGGGCUGGACUCGGGCUGGGUGGAGAACGGGGGCCUCUUCAUCGCCUCCAACAGGCAGCGCCUGGAUGAGUACAAGAGGCUGAUGUCGCUGGGGAAGGUUUAUGGAGUGGAGUCCUACGUCCUGACCCCCUCACAGACCAAGGACCUCUACCCUCUGAUGAACACUGAUGACCUCUAUGGCACCUUGUAUGUCCCCAAGGAUGGCACCAUGGAUCCAGCUGGGACCUGCUCCACCCUUGCCAGAGCAGCAGCUGCCAGAGGCGCUACGAUCAUUGAGAACUGCCCGGUCACCAGCAUCCAGGUCAGAACUGAUGAUUUUGGGGUGAAGAGGGUGCACGCUGUGCAGACAGCCCACGGGACCAUCCGGACUCCCUGUGUGGUGAACUGUGCAGGUGUGUGGGCACCAGCCCUGGGCCGGCUGGCAGGUGUCCACGUGCCACUGGUGGCGAUGCAUCACGCCUAUGUGGUGACCGAACGCAUCGAGGGCAUCCAGAACAUGCCAAACGUUCGGGAUCAUGAUGCCUCAGUCUAUCUCCGUCUCCAAGGCGAUGCCCUCUCCGUGGGUGGAUAUGAGUCAAACCCCAUCUUCUGGGAGGAGGUAUCUGAAAAAUUUGCCUUUGGCCUCUUUGAUUUGGACUGGGAUGUUUUCAUGCAGCACAUUGAAGGUGCCAUCAACAGAGUGCCAGUGCUGGAGCAAACGGGCAUUAAAUCCACUGUCUGUGGGCCAGAGUCAUUCACAGCUGACCACAAGCCACUCAUGGGGGAAGCUCCAGAGGUCCGAGGCUUCUUCCUUGGCUGUGGCUUCAACAGUGCUGGGAUGAUGCUGGGAGGUGGCUGUGGGAGGGAGCUGGCUCACUGGAUCAUCCAUGGCCGGCCAGAGAAGGACAUGUUUGGCUAUGACAUCAGGAGGUUUCCCCAUUCCCUGACCAACAACAACCUCUGGAUCCGGGAGAGGAGCCACGAGUCCUAUGCCAAGAAUUAUUCUGUUGUCUUUCCCCACGACGAGCCCUUGGCAGGACGCAACGUGAGGAAGGACCCACUGCACGAGGAGCUGCUGCAGCAGGGCUGUGUUUUCCAGGAGAGACAUGGCUGGGAGAGACCUGGCUGGUUCAGCCCCAGGGGAGCAGCCCCAGUCCUGCCUUACGAUUACUAUGGUGCCUACGGCCGUGAGCAGCACAGGGACUACACCUACACCCAGCUCCUGGGGGAUGACUACACCUUUGACUUCCCUCCCCACCAUCACAUCAUCAGGAAUGAAUGCUUAACGUGCAGGAACGCCCUGGCUCUCUUUGACAUGUCUUAUUUUGGGAAAUUCUACCUGGUGGGACCUGAAGCAACAAAAGCAGCAAACUGGCUGUUCAGUGCUGACGUGAGCAAAGCUCCAGGCUCCACCACCUACACCUGCAUGCUGAACCAGCGUGGUGGCGUGGAGAGUGACCUGACUGUCAGCCGGAUCAGCCCUGGGGACACGGGCUCCCCCCUGGCCCCCAACUUCCAAGGGGAUGGCUACUACCUGGCUAUUGGUGGGGCAGUGGCUCAGCACAACUGGUCACACAUCAGCACCGUGCUGCAGGACAUGAAGCUCCAGUGCAAACUUCUGGACUGCUCAGAGGAGCUGGGAAUGAUGAGCAUCCAGGGCCCCCUGAGCCGGGUUGUCCUCCAAGAAGUGCUGGACACCGACCUCAGCAACCAAGCCUUCCCCUUCUCCACCCACAAACUCACCACAGCUGCAGGAUGCAAGGUCCGUGCCAUGAGGCUGUCAUUUGUUGGUGAGAUGGGCUGGGAGCUGCACGUGCCCAGGGCAGACUGCCUGAAGGUCUACAGGGCAGUGAUGGGAGCGGGCGCCCGGCACGGCAUCGCCAACGCGGGCUACAGAGCCAUCGACAGCCUCAGCACUGAGAAAGGGUACAGGCACUGGCACUCAGACCUGCGCCCCGAUGAUACCCCCCUAGAAGCAGGCUUGGCCUUCACCUGCAAGCUCAAGUCCAGCAUCCCCUUUCUGGGCCGGGAGGCUCUAGAGGCUCAAAAAUCCAGAGGCAUCUUCCGACGUCUCAUCUGCUUCACCACUGAGGAGAAGGUGCCGAUGUUUGGCCUGGAGGCAGUCUGGAGGAAUGGCCAGGUGGUCGGGCACAUCCGUCGGGCAGACUUUGGAUUUGCCAUCGACAAAACCAUCGCCUAUGGCUACAUCCGUGACCCCACGGGGGGCCCCGUCACCUUGGAUUUUGUGAGGAAUGGCAGCUACGAGCUGGAGAGGAUGGGAGUGACCUACCCUGCCCAGGCACACACCAAGUCCCCGUUUGACCCCGACAACAAACGUGUAAAGGGAUUUUACUGAGGGGGUGCCAGGGUGGAGAGAAGAAAGAUGCCAGGCUGGCCCCAGAGGCAGCUGGGAGAACUGGGCAAAUGUCUGCAGUGAACUCAUCAAGCAAAUUUGGGUUAAAUUAGAGGGGAGGAGGAGAAAGAGAUUCCAAAAGGUGCAAAGAUUUUGUUCCUGCGUUUUCUAAAUGAUGUGGUACCACUACAGCAAUAAUUCUUCUCCAUGGCUUAAUCUCCCUGAAAACAGUGUUUUGCUUGACUGCAAAUGAAGAGGUUUCAUUUUUUUUACUUUGCUGGAAACCCUUUCCCCCAAAAUGUAGUUUCACACUGCCUGGAAAUGAUUUUUUUUUUUUUUUUUUGACUCUACUGUUAAUACAGCUGUAGCUUCCAAA